Molecule: messenger RNA, 2383 nt
Organism: Parasteatoda tepidariorum (common house spider)
Lineage: Eukaryota; Metazoa; Arthropoda; Arachnida; Araneae; Theridiidae
Source: RefSeq, a predicted model, not a curated record
ACAAACAUGUUCAUAGCAGUCAAAAGCCUUAUUCUUGUAAUAUCUGUUGUAAGGGUUUUUCACAUAGUUCUAGUCUUGACGCAUUACUUGUAUUCAUAGCAAAGAAAAACCUUAUUCUUGUUCCUUAUGUGGUAUGAGUUUUUCAGAUAGGUCUCAUCUAAUGAUACACAUAUGUGUUCAUACUGGUGAGAAACCUUAUUCUUGUCAUUUGUGUAAUAAGAGUUUUUCACAGAAAUAUGCUCUGACUAAGCAUAGUUGUAUUCAUGGUAAAGAGAAACCUUAUUCCUGUUGUCUAUGUAGUAAGAGUUUUUCACGCAGUUCUGAUCGGACUCGACACGUUCGUAUUCAUACUAAAGAAAAACCUUUUUCUUGUUCCUUAUGUAGUAUGAGUUUUUCAGAUAGGUCUCCUCUAAUGAUACACAUGCGUGUUCAUACUGGUGAGAAACCUUAUUCUUGUAGUUUAUGUAAUAAGAGUUUCUCACACAGCAGUAAUCUGACUCAGCAUAGUCGUAUUCAUUGUAAAGAGAAACCUUAUUCUUGUAGUGCAUGUAGUAAGAGUUUUUCACAAAAGGAACAUCUAACUCAACACAAUGGCGAGCAUUCAAGUAGUUUUUCACUGCAAGAACGUCUAAUCAGACAUAGUCUUACUCAUACUGGAGAGAAACCUUAUUCAUGUGCCAUAUGUAGUAAGAGUUUUUUAACCAAGAAACAACUGACUAGUCACAAUCUCAUUCAUACAGGAGACCGCAAAUUUCUUAAUGUUCGGGCUGAGGAGAAACCUGCUCUUUCUUGUGCUGUGUGUGAUAAGAGUUUUUUAUGGUGCCGUGAUCUGAUGACACACAUUCGUAUUCAUACUGGUGAAAAACCAUAUUCUUGUGCUGUAUGUAAUAAAUGUUUUUCAGAUAAGCACAAUCUGACAAAGCACAAACAUGUUCAUACUGGUGAGAAACCUUAUUCUUGUAGUGUGUGUAGUAAGGUUUUUUCACAGAGUUCUCAUCUGACUCGACACAUUCGUAUUCAUACAAAAGAAAAACCUUAUUCGUGUUCCCUAUGUAGUAUGAGUUUUUCAGAUAGGUCCAAUCUAAUUGUGCACAGACGUGUUCAUACUGGUGAGAACAGUAAUCUGACUAAGCACAGUUAUGUUCAUAGUGAAGAGAAACCUUAUUCUUGUAGUAUAUGUAAUAAAAGUUUUUCACUGAAAGAGCGUUUAGUUAGACACAGUCAUAGUGGGGAAAAACCUUAUUCUUGUGGUGUAUGUAAUAAAAAUUUCUCGACAAAGUCAAAUCUCGGUCGUCAUAGUCGCCUUCAUGAUGAUGAAAAACCUCAUUCGUGGAUUCGAGAAACUGUAGAAUUAAUGAUACACUGUGCUGCUGGAACAAAUUUGUACCACUUAGUAGGAUCUGAUAUAGACAGUUUUGCCAGUAUAGUAAGAUCUGAUGUAGACAGUUUUGCCAGUUUAGAGGCUUCAAUAAGAUUAUUUAGUUGUUACUAUAAGGUGACAGUCAGUAUGAGUUUAAACGACAGCAAAUUUCUUAAUGUUCAGGCUGAGGAGAAACCUGCUCUUUCUUGUGCUGUGUGUGAUAAGAGUUUUUUAUGGUGCCGCGAUCUGAUGACACACAUUCGUAUUCAUACUGGUGAAAAACCAUAUUCUUGUGCUGUAUGUAAUAAGAGUUUUUCAGAUAAGCACAAUCUGACAAAGCACAAACGUGUUCAUACUGGUGAGAAACCUUAUUCUUGUAAUAUGUGUAGUAAGGUUUUUUCACAGAGUUCUGAUCUGACUCGACACAUUCGUAUUCAUACGAAAGAAAAACCUUAUUCUUGUACCAUAUGUAGUAUGAGUUUUUCAGAUAGGUCUUAUUUAACUCAGCACAGACGUGUUCAUACUGGUGAGAAACCUUUUCAUUGUAAAUUAUGUAAUAAGAGUUUUUCACAUAGCAGUAAUCUGGCUAAGCACAGUUCUGUUCACAGUGAGGAGAAACCUUAUUCUUGUAGUAUAUGUAAUAAGAGUUUUUCACUGAAAGAACGUUUAGUUAGACACAGUCAUAGUGGUGAAAAACCUUAUUCUUGUAGUGUAUGUAAUAAAAGUUUCUCGACAAAGUCAAAUCUUGGUCGUCAUAGUCGCCUUCAUGAUGAUGAAAAACCUCAAUCAUGUGACAUAUGAAAUAAAAGUUUUUUAUGUGGCAGUGGACUGACUGAGCACAAAAGUAUUCAUGAAGAUAAGAAAAAACUCUUUCUUCUAGUGCAUGUAAUAAGAAGUUUUUAACCGAGGAACAACUGAUUAGUCACAAUAUCACACAUGCGAGUAACAUGUAUAAAAUAUUUUUACUAUUACUACCCACAUCUUUAUUCUUGUAAUGAGUGUAAUAAAAGUUUUAGUGGUUUA